Messenger RNA from Uranotaenia lowii, 3900 nucleotides. RefSeq names its product leucine-rich repeat-containing protein 15-like. The record is from RefSeq and is a predicted model, not a curated record. The coding region runs from base 186 to 2258 and encodes 690 amino acids. The transcript is spliced from 12 exons. NCBI's taxonomy places the organism in Eukaryota, Metazoa, Arthropoda, Insecta, Diptera, Culicidae. Gene Ontology annotation, molecular function: protein binding.
UUCUCUUCAUCAAACAAACGAAAAAGAUUUCCCAAGUCAAUUAACCAAGUGGUCAGAACUUUGAAAAAGUCCAUUUCUCCAUCUACCGAAAAAUCAUUCAAUUGCCCCUCAAAUGCGAAUAAACUCUGGAAGCAAGCAAAUCCUGGACAACAACUGCCGUGAGCUGCACAUUUAGCGAUAGCAAAAUGAACUACCAAUCGCCAUUGAAAACAUCUCCCGCAAAUCUCGCCCCCUCAUCGGCCUCGGAAUUCCGCCGGUCGCCAUCCAAAACGCACAACAGCUUCCGGCUCCGACCAAAGCUCCUCUUGGACUUCAAUCGAAGUAGAAGUAGAAGCAGCCAAGAAGCCAACACAUCCUCCAAGAUGUUCCGAUCAGUCAAACCCACAACAACGUCAACAACAAGUGGUAUCAGUCUGUUUCAUCGCACCGCCUUCCAGCUGUUGACGAUUCUGGUGGCCGUGGGGUUACUUCAGCUGGUUCAAGCUUCCAGCCAGGCCCUCAAACGAUGUCCAACCGAUUGCGAGUGCAAUCUGGACCAGAGGGGCCUCUAUCAGACCAUCUGCACCAAAGUGGAAUGGAGGUCGAUUCCGGUGCACGAUCUGGACCGGGAAGUCGAAGUGAUCCACAUCAAGGGCUCGAAGAACUCGCUGAACAUCGGGCCCAUCUUCCAGACCUUCUCGAAGCUGGAGGUUUUGAAAAUCACGAAUGCCAACGUGCCCGCAAUCGGGAUGAACUCCUUCUGGGGUCUAGUUAAGCUUCGAACACUGGAUCUUUCCCGAAACAACAUUACCCAGAUCAUCGUGGACAACUUCCGGGGCCAGGACAAUCUGCUGGAGCUGGACCUGUCGAAAAACCGGAUGGAACGAAUCGCGAGUGGGACCUUUGGACAUUUGAAGAGCCUGAAAUCGUUGAAUUUGGCCGACAAUUCCAUCGACGAGCUGAAUGCACGACUGUUCCUUCAUCUGGCCAAGCUGAAAUAUUUGGACCUGAGCUGGAAUCCCAUUGACGAUCUGCCGCCGGAAGUGUUCAAGGAUGUGCAGGAGCUGAAAGUCCUCAAAGUGAGAGGAUGCCAAUUAUUGAACGUAAAUCCACAAGUCUACAACAUGUUAACCCAUUUAGCCGAGUUAGAUUUGGGACAUAACAAGUUCACCUACUUGCAGCGAACGGAAUUUAAGGAUCUGAAACGUUUGAGGAUGCUGCGCCUUGAUGGCAAUCAACUGUCAGUUGUCGUCGACAAAUUGUUCGAGUACCAGAAGGGACUCAAUUUUCUAGACCUGUCCUACAAUCGGUUGGCGAAAAUUUCCGAGAAGGCGUUCGAAAAUCUCUCCAAUCUGACGUAUCUGGACGUGUCGUACAAUAAGCUUUCGCGUAUCGAACCGGAAUGCCUGGAGCCCCUGGUUCGACUGCAGGUGUUUAACAUAAGCGGGAACUUGCAGCUGGAUCUGCUCGAAAUCGGGCCCACUUUUCAGGUCAUCGGCAACAUCAGCACCCUGGCCGUGUCCGACAUGGGUCCACUUCCGAUGAAGCUGUUCGGUCCAUUCCGGGCGCUCCGGGCUCUGAACCUAUCCGGCAAUCACAUCGACAACAUCACCCUGCAAAUCAUCCAACCACUGGCACAUCUACAGCUGCUGGACCUUUCUCGGAACCAACUUUCCGGCGUGGAGGAUCGCUAUUCGACCCAGCUGGCCCGGAUUAUCGACCUCCGGAUGGAGAAUAACCCACUCAUAUGCGACCGAUGCCACAUGGGAGCCCUCAUCGAUAUGGGCAACGAGCUACCCUGGCCAGUGAAACCGGAAUGUUUCUUGCCGGAACGUCUGAGGGGUAUUCCAAUCGACGAUCUAAACGAGGUCAGCAUCGAGGACUGCAUGGAGGUCAUCGUAGAUGAGGACCAUGAUGCUGCCAGCACUUCGCACAACUUUCUGGAGCAAGCUGGAAGUGUCAGCAUCCUGGCCUUUUUCGGUCUGAUCCUGUUCGUGGUUUUGGCCGUGAUUGUCGUUUCGACCGCCAUCUGUCUUUCCAGGCAUCGGGCCCGCUACUACACCCACGAGGAUAAACGAGAGGCCAUCAUCGAGAAGAACGCCACCGAAACCUCGAUCCUGACGUCAGCGGCCAGCGGCGAGAUCAACUUCAAGUUCCCGUACAACGAUCGGGUGUGUACGAUCGACGAAAUGUGCAUCCCGCCUCCCCCUCCACCCCCGACAGGAUCCAUCCAGGUGAAAUCGCCCGGCGGAAACCGAACGAUCGAACGAUUCGAUUAACGAACGGCCUUCGGGGUGGACGACGGCGGCUGCGAAGAGGGAGAUUGUUGUGACGGAACCGGAACCGCAGGAACAAUUUCCGCCACGACCACCCUCUCGACGGUGGCCAUCAUUAGUAAUAGUGCCAGCCAGGUUGAGGUGUGCGGCGAUGAGUCGGCUUCUUCUUCCGGGGCUUCCGGUGUGGGUGGAACCGGGGAAGGGGGAACCUCGUCGAGCGUCAUCACCAGCAGCACCAAUUGUGGGUCGUCGGAUUCGGCGACGGCGGGGAAUUCUGGAACGGCUUCUACGGUGGUUCCACUACGUGGUAUUUUAAGGAAGAAGAAGGAUGUGUUCUAGGAAUGCUCUGAAAUCUUUCAGCUUUUUUUUUGGAAGAGUAAUGGGCAAAGUCCUGCUCCGAUGUAAAUAUGAUAGUAACUGUGAGUUCGGAUGUAAGCAUCUAUUAGUUUGUAAGCGCGAAUGUGAAUUGUGGAUUUGAUGAAAUAAUGUCUUGAGUAGAAUAUUGUAAAAUAAACAAAACAAUUCUCAAAUAAAUGAAAUUCAGAUCAAAUCCAACAGAAAUUUCAACUACAAGAUUGAAAAAGUGGAAAUGAAUUCAUUUAAACAUUAUGUUUUAUUUUUCAUUUUCAGUAAUAUACAGAAAAUAUGUUUAAGUAUGUAGGUUCUCUUCCGAUUUUCUUCCCAAUUUGAAUCAUCAAUAAGUUUGAAAAAACUAUUUUUUUUAAAUAAAGACUUACCAUUCAAUAAUCUUGCAUUAGUUCGAAAAUUUGUUUGGUUAGAACUUUUCAAAGUCCUUAAAUUGAUUUUUUUCAAUUGAAAAACUGUGUUUAAAACUUCCAUAUCAACUUACCUUAGGUUUUACGAGAUUAGUUUAACAAAAUGUAUAUGUUUAUUAAGACCACGAAAAUACACGAAUCUUGAACAAAACUCAUAAAUUUGUUUUAACAAUGAGAUUCGAUAAACGUCAUCUAAAACGAAUGUAAGACAGAUCUAAUUGACGUUCCCUUGUAACUAGUUAUAGAACAUUAAAAUGGAAUCGAUGGAGUCUAUCCGGUUUGCGGUUUCGAAACGAUCUGCUCCAGUUGAAAUUUUGAGAUAACUAGAAGGACUAGCUAUAGAUAUUUUUAUGUAAAAUUCAAACGAACAAAUAAGUAGCGGAAAAUGGGAAUCACUAACAACAACAAAGCUAGCGUAUGAUUGUGUCAAAUCGUAAACAUAAGAUGAAAGAGUAAACUAAAUUGCGGAAAAACAAAAUAUGAGGAUCAGUCUGGUUCAGUUUUAUCUUUAAACAUUUCUUAACAAAAACCUUUGUCAAUGAAAACUGAAAACUUUUGAGACAUUUGAAACAGAUUGAAAAAAAAACUAAACAAAAUAAGUUUUAAAGACGAACGAGUAAAAGGUAGUCUAAAUUGUGUGAUCGUGCUGUAUUUAUUGAGAUUUAAGGAACGAAACAUUCAAGCAAGAGUGAAGGUCUUAAGAGAUAAUUAACAACCUAGGAAUAGAACUGAACAAAUCAGUCAAUAUAUCAAAAAGUGCGAUGGUAUCGAAAAAGGACAACCAUAUGAAAGAUGAUUAUAAAAUAGUUGACUGUUUGAAAGAUUUUUUUUUUCAAAUGACAUAAAUAAACGGCAAAUAUUUUGUAUAA